AUGUUUUAUUCACUAAGAACGUUGAUUAUAAGUAUUGUUAUUGGUAUAAUAACUUUAUUUACAAUUUAUACCCAAAUAUCUAAUUCAAAAUCAGGAUAUGCUCCUAAUUUAUCAACAUUUGAUACUUCUCAAGUCCAAUUUUAUGAUUUGGCCAAUUAUAAAGGUUCAGCUAAUGGUUGGCAAUAUGAUGAACGAGUUUUAUUUUGUGUUCCAUUACGUGAUGCUGCUCCUCAUUUACCAAUGUUUUUCUCUCAUAUGAAAAAUUUGACUUAUCCACAUAAUUUAAUUGAUUUAGCAUUUUUAGUUUCUGAUUCUAAAGAUGAUACUAUGGGAGAAUUAAAACGUCAUUUAAGUGAAAUUCAAAAAGAUCCUAAAUUGGCAUUUGGAGAAAUUGAAAUUUUUGAAAAAGAUUUUGGUCAAGUUAUUGGUCAAGGUUUUUCCGAUCGUCAUGGUUUUGCUGCUCAAGGUCCAAGAAGAAAAUUAAUGGCUAGAGCAAGAAAUUGGCUUUGGACAGUCGCCGUUAAACCAUAUCAUUCAUUUGUUUAUUGGAGAGAUGCUGAUGUUGAAACGGUACCACCAACAAUUUUGGAAGAUUUAAUGCAUCAUGAUAAAGAUGUUAUUGUCCCCAAUGUUUGGCGUCCUCUUCCUGAUUGGUUAGGUAAUCAACAACCAUAUGAUUUGAAUUCUUGGCAAGAAAGUGAAGGAGGUUUACAAUUGGCCGAUACUUUAGAUGAAGAUGCUUGUAUUGUUGAAGGUUAUGUUGAAUAUCAAACUUGGAGACCUCAUUUAGCUUAUCUUCGAGACCCUUAUGGUGAUCCUGAAGUAGAAAUGGAUUUAGAUGGUAUUGGUGGAGUCUCUAUUUUGACUAAAGCAAAUGUAUUCCGUCAAGGAUCUCAUUUCCCAGCAUUUUCAUUUGAAAAACAUGCAGAAACUGAAGCAUUUGGGAAAUUAAGUAAACGAAUGGGAUUUUCUGUUGUUGGGUUACCUCAUUAUGUGAUUUGGCAUAUUUAUGAACCUUCAUCUGAUGAUUUAAAACAUAUGGAAUGGAUGGCAUCUGAAGAAGUUCGUCAACAAGAAGAAGCUAAAAUUAAAAAAGUUUACGAUAAAGUAUGGAAUAAAGCUUUUGAAGAUGUUCAAAAUAAUUGGGAUAAAGAAAGAAGUAAAUUUUUGAAAAAUACCGAUAUGAGUAAUGUAAGGAAAAUUAAAGUUGAUUGGUCAGGAGUUGAUGAUUUUGAUAUUGAUAAAAAUUCUCAUGAUGAUAAAAAAUUAGCCGAUUUCAAUCCAUAA
This is a messenger RNA of Candida albicans SC5314, 1287 nucleotides long. RefSeq names its product Anp1p (gene ANP1). The transcript has a single exon. Gene Ontology annotation, cellular component: mannan polymerase complex. The record is from RefSeq and is a predicted model, not a curated record. Gene Ontology annotation, molecular function: alpha-1,6-mannosyltransferase activity. Gene Ontology annotation, biological process: protein N-linked glycosylation; cell wall mannoprotein biosynthetic process. The coding region runs from base 1 to 1287 and encodes 428 amino acids. Lineage: Eukaryota; Fungi; Ascomycota; Pichiomycetes; Serinales; Debaryomycetaceae.